GACCUUCAUCCAUCUCCGUCCAUCAGCAGCCGUAGGAGAGAGAACAACCGCGGACCACUCAAACAGCGGCGUCGUUAUUAGGCGUUCAUUUUGAGACUUUUUUAUGCCUUAGCCUGGAGGCAGGCGUAAAAUACAAGCGGAGCGGAUGUGCAGAUUAACUGAAUAAAUCUCCCUUGAUGUGGAUAUAUUUUUUUUUAAAUAUCUGGAUAAAUAUCAUUGGUUGAUUUAACGGGAAAUUAUAGAGGAGAUCAAGCAAGGAGCCGCCGGUCCCAGCCGAACACCGGGAACCUGUCCAGUCGGCCCAGACUCCGGUCUCCCCUUUGCUGCUUCUAGCAUGAUGUCUUACCUCAAACAGGCCCCGUACGGCAUGAACGGACUGGGCCUGAGCGGAACCGCCAUGGACCUGCUGCACCCGUCCGUGGGAUACCCCGGCAAUCCUCGGAAGCAGCGGCGGGAACGCACCACCUUCACCCGUACGCAGCUGGACAUCCUGGAGUCUCUGUUUGCCAAAACACGCUACCCAGACAUCUUCAUGAGAGAGGAGGUGGCGCUGAAAAUCAACCUGCCCGAGUCCAGAGUUCAGGUGUGGUUCAAGAACAGGCGAGCCAAAUGUCGGCAGCAGCAGCAGAGCAACAACAGCGCCAAAGUAAAACCAAUGAAGAAAAAGUCGUCUCCAACCAGGGAGAGCACUGGCUCCGAGAGCAGUGGCCAGUUCACUCCGCCGGCUGUGUCCAGCUCCUCCUCUUCCACCUCUUCCUCCUCCUCCUCCUCCUCUUCCUCCGCCGUCUCCUCCGGUCUCAGUGGCCCUGCUUUAAUCAGCACUUCUACCUCCAUCACUGCGCCGGUCUCGUCCAUCUGGAGCCCGGCACCCAUCUCCCCAGCCCCAGCGCCGACCAAUCUGCCCGACCAGGUUGCCCCUACCAGCGCAUCCUGCAUGCAGCGCUCUGCAACCUCCUCUGCCAGUGCAGGAGCGACUUCAUAUCCAGUGUCCUACAGCCAAACAGCAGCGGCGUACAGCCAGGGUUACCCCGCCUCGGCAUCGGGCUCCUAUUUCAGCGGUGUGGAGUGUGGUUCCUACCUGGCACCCAUGCACUCCCACCACCACCCGCAUCAUCCGCACCAGCUCAGCCCCAUGGCAGGCUCUUCUAUGUCAGGACACCCGCACCCCCACCACAUUGGCCAAACAACGGGCCACCAUCACCACCACCACCACCCAACGCACCAUCACCAGGCAUACAGCGCCCCUGGAUUGGCCUUUAACUCCACGGACUGUCUGGAUUACAAGGAGCAGACUGCUGCUUCAGCCUGGAAGCUCAACUUCAACGCCACCGACUGUUUGGACUACAAAGACCAGGCGUCUUGGCGUUUCCAAGUUCUGUGACUGGCUUCGGCCCUGGCUUGGUGGGUUUAAAAACUUUUUCUUUUCUUUUUUUUUUUUGUAAAUUGUGAUUUAUUUUGAAGAUCCUUCAAUAUACCAGUGAAGACACUUUUAAAAAGGUAUUUGUGAACGAACUGAAACCAUGCACUGAGCAGCCGAACGUCAUGUUCGGCCCUGCUGUUAUAGGUGGAGCAGCGCUCCCACAAGUAUUUUUUUACUACAGAAUCAAGAAGAAAAAAAUACACUUAUUUCCAACUGAAGGCCUUUAACAGGAAAAACCCUCUGGAGGUUCACACAUUCUGGGAUCACCUUUCUGAUUGUUCCCUGAAAGAAAAGAAAAACAACUUGCCACUAUAAACACACAUGAGAAGGGAUGGAAGUCAGGGGGAUCACUCAGUACAACGGGCUAAGAUCUGAUUUUCAACAACGGGAUGCUGCUAGGAUUUUCAGGUUGCUGACCCACUGAAUCUCACUCAGAAACUCCAUCUUGCAUUCUGCCAGGGAGUGUUGGAGACUGAUUUGCAGCACUUGUUUGGGAUUGCCACACUUUCCUGGUUGCUCUUUGCAAGGGAAAGGAAAAUGUGAAUUUGUAUCACAAUGUCAGAAUGCUGUAGAGAUCCUAAAAAUGUACAUUUGUGUCUUUAUAAUAAAGUCUUGUUGAAACCUCGA
This is a messenger RNA of Fundulus heteroclitus (mummichog), 2047 nucleotides long. RefSeq names its product homeobox protein OTX1 B. The record is from RefSeq and is a predicted model, not a curated record. Gene Ontology annotation, molecular function: DNA-binding transcription factor activity, RNA polymerase II-specific; RNA polymerase II cis-regulatory region sequence-specific DNA binding. The transcript is spliced from 4 exons. Lineage: Eukaryota; Metazoa; Chordata; Actinopteri; Cyprinodontiformes; Fundulidae. Gene Ontology annotation, biological process: regulation of transcription by RNA polymerase II; multicellular organism development. Gene Ontology annotation, cellular component: nucleus. The coding region runs from base 335 to 1381 and encodes 348 amino acids.